Messenger RNA from Eutrema salsugineum, 3267 nucleotides. Its product is annotated as disease resistance protein ADR2. Gene Ontology annotation, molecular function: ADP binding. Bases 1 to 3267 code for a protein of 1088 amino acids. Lineage: Eukaryota; Viridiplantae; Streptophyta; Magnoliopsida; Brassicales; Brassicaceae. The record is from RefSeq and is a predicted model, not a curated record. The transcript has 5 exons. Gene Ontology annotation, biological process: defense response; signal transduction.
AUGUCUUCUUCUUCUUCACCUCUCACCUGGAAAUAUCGUGUCUUCACGAGCUUCCACGGUCCUGAUGUUCGUAAAACAUUUCUUAGUCAUUUACGCAAACAAUUUAGCUAUAAUGGGAUUACGAUGUUCGAUGACAACGGGAUCGAGAGAGGCCAGAUCAUCGCCCCUUCACUCACACAAGCGAUUAGAGAAUCAAGGAUCGCGGUCGUAUUGCUCUCGAAGAACUAUGCUUCAUCGAGUUGGUGUUUGGAUGAGCUAUUGGAGAUUCUGAAUUGCAAAGAAGCUAGAGGGCAAAAAGUGAUGACUGUCUUCUACGGAGUAGACCCAUCUGAGGUGCGGAAACAAACCGGAGAUUUUGGGAAGGCUUUCCAUAAAACGUGUGCUCGUAAAACGAAGGAAGAGAGGAGAAAAUGGAGCGAAGCUUUGACCUAUGUGGGCAACAUCGCUGGUGAACACUUCCAAAACUGGAAAAGUGAAGCGGAAAUGAUUGAGAAGAUUGCAAGUGAUGUUUCAGACAAACUAAAUGCUACACCAUGUAGGGAUUUUGAUGGCAUGGUGGGACUUGAGGGCCACUUGAGAGAAAUGGAGUCCUUGCUAGAUUUAGAUAAUGAUGGCGUUAAGAUUGUUGGAAUCUGUGGUCCUGCAGGCAUUGGUAAGAGUACCAUUGCCAGAGCUUUACAUAGUCGACUCUCUAACAUGUUUAAACUUACUUGUUUUGUGGACGACCUUCCGGAAAACUACAAGAUUGGUUAUGGUGAGUAUAAGAUGAAGAAGCAGUUGGGAGAGCAACUUCUUUCAAAGAUUUUGAGCCAACCUAGUAUGAUCAUAGGCCAUUUAGGUGUUAUACAAGAAAGGCUAAACGACCAGAAGGUUCUUAUCACCCUUGAUGAUGUGGAGAGUCUAGAUCAACUUGAGGCUUUGGCUAAUACCAUGUGGUUUGGUGCUGGAAGUAGGGUCAUCGUUACCACUGAAAACAAAGAGAUUUUGCAGCAACAUGGUAUCAGUGAUAUAUACCAAGUGGGGUUUCCAUCAAAAGAAGAAGCUCUAAUGAUCUUUUGUCUAUCUGCUUUUAGACAAAUAUCUCCACCUGAUGGGUUUAUGAAUCUUGCGGAUGAAGUUGCAAAUAUUUGUGGUAAUCUUCCAUUGGGUCUGCAUGUUUUGGGGUCAUUACUUCGGGGAAAGAACCAUGCUGACUGGAUAGAUGAACUACCAAGGUUGAAAAGGUGUCUUGAUAGAAGAAUUGAGAGUGUAAUGAAAGUGGGCUAUGAGAGUUUAUAUGAGAACGACCAAGCUUUAUUUCUCCACGUUGCAGUCUUCUUCAAUCAUGAACAUAUUGAUCAUGUGACAUCAAUGAUGGCAAAAACGAACUCGGAGGUUAGACUUGGGUUGAGAAACUUAGCAAAUAAAUAUCUCAUACAUAUAGAUCGAGGAAGUAGAGUGGUAAUGCACCGUUUGCUACAAGUAAUGGCUAGACAAGUCAUUUCAAGACAAGAGACUUGGAAACGUCAGAUUCUAGUAGAUCCCAAGGAGAUUUGUUAUGUUCUAGAAAAUGCAGCGGGUAAUGGAUCAAUUGUAGGUGUAUCAUUUGACGUAUCAGAGAUCAACGAAUUGACAAUAAGUGCGAGGGCUUUUGAAAGAAUGUGCAAUAUUUUCCUCUUGAAAGUCUACCAUGGUAGGCACACCGGAAAGGGAAAAUUGCACAUUCCAGAGGAGUUUGAGUUUCCAUGUCGCGUAAGUUUACUACAUUGGGAAGUAUACCCAAGAAGGAGUCUUCCUCUUAGAUUUUGCACAGAAAAUCUCGUUGAACUCAAAAUGCAGGACAGCAAUCUCGAGAAGCUAUGGGAAGGAACUCAGACGCUUGCAAAUCUCAAGAAGAUGGAUUUCAAGGGCUCAUCUCUGUUGAAGGCACUACCAGAUCUUUCAAAUGCUACAAAUCUAGAGGAGUUGGAUAUAAGUUUCUGCGAUGCAUUGGAAGAGCUUCCAUCCUCAAUUGCGAAUCUUGAUAAAACAAAUCUGUUGCAAAUGGAUUCCUGCAAAAGCUUAGAAGUCAUUCCAAGUCUCGUUAAGUUGACAUCUCUUGAAUUGAUCAAAAUGUGGAUAAUGUCACGAUUGAGAAUUCUUCCAGAUAUACCUACCAGCAUCUUGAAAUUAAGCGUAAAUGCGUCAAGAGUAGAAGAAUUGCCUGCAUCACUUAGGCAUUGCUCUCGUCUUGAGUCUGUUGAACUAUUUAGCUGUACAAAUCUCAAGACCUUCUCAACACAUCUCCCCACGAGCGUAAAAAGUCUAGACCUAGGAGAUAGUGGUAUUGAGAUGAUUACAGAUUGCAUCAAAGGUCUUCAUAAUCUAGAAUACCUUCAUCUAUCAAGCUGCAAAAGACUUGCGGCUUUGCCAGAGCUCCCUGGUUCGCUCAUACAGCUAUAUGCAGACGAUUGUGAAUCACUGGAGAGAGUAAGUGGCACUUUAAACACUUCAAAAGCAGAUCUCAUUUUCACUAACUGCAUCAAGUUGGGUCUACAAGCACGUCGAGCAAUUAUCCGACGAUCGUUUGUUAGCGGGUGGGCUCUCUUACCCGGAACAGAAGUACCUGCAGAGUUCCAUCACCGAGCCAGAGGAAAAUGCUUAACAAUUGGUUAUUCCACUUUCAACAGAUUCAAGGUUUGCGUUGUGAUUAAGCAGAACCUAAUUUUGGAUUCAAGACUUUGGUAUCGCUGCCUAGUCAACGACAAGAUUUUGAUGGACGAAACAGAUGUAAGCAACAACAAUGGGGAAUCUGGAGAUGAAUCUGAAUUUGGAGAAGCGUCCCAAGAAAAAGUUGACGACUGGGUUACUGACAAAGCCUCAUACAAAGAAGAAGAUGAUGAAUCUGAUUCCGGAGAAGCGUCCCAAGAAAAUGAUGAGGAUAUUGACGACGACGAAGAAGAAGAUGACGAUGGAAGUGAUUACUCGGUUAUAGAAGAAUCCUGCAAAGCCUCACACGAAAAAGAAGAUGACGAUGAUUGUAUUGCUAACGGGAGAUCUGAAUCUGAAUCUGGUGAAGCCUCUGACAAAGAAGACAAUGAAUCUCAAUAUGGAGAAGCCUCCGAAGACAAAAAUGAGGGUAUUGGCGGCGACGGUGACUACGAAUCUGUAUCAAGGAAGAGUUUGUGGCAGAGGACGGUAAAAGGUGCUAUUACAAUGAUAGUUUUGGCGCUGUUGAUUAUGAUUUUCUGUGAAACUCUGAAACAAUGUAAGAACCUGAAUGUUGCUGGCUUCUCUUUGACAUGUUAG